Messenger RNA from Stylonychia lemnae, 3330 nucleotides. The record is from the annotation of a GenBank genome assembly. Lineage: Eukaryota; Ciliophora; Spirotrichea; Sporadotrichida; Oxytrichidae.
AUGUAAAAUGCAUUGUAAUGCUUUAAACUCAAUAUUCAGAGAAAGUAAAUUGAAGAACUAUUGGCUUAGCCAAAAGACACUAACAGCUCAAUGAUAUUCUAACAGACUAGACCUUUAAAUAUGAUGAAAGAUUCUCUUUUGUUUACUGGUUAACUCAAUUAAUCUGAUCCUUUAGAUUAAAGUUAGGAUCCUAAUCUAAGUAAACUUAUCAAAGAUAAGAAAAGUGAUUCAAACCAAAAUUAAAUCAACAACUUCAUGAAUAUAUAGUAGCAAUUAGACAACUCAAGUAACUCUUAAAGCCAAUAAAAUGGCUAAAAUUUUAAGAGCCUUGAAGAUUUAGUUAACUUAUUGUCCAAUAUGCCUGAGUUUAAUUCUAAUAGAAAUUUGAGCAGUAUAUAAACUAAAUUAACAAUGGAAAUCAAUAAAUUAUAAACAAACUAUGAGGAACUUGAAAGAUUAAGACUAUAUCUAAAUAAUAAGAUAGAAAUAGUGGAAUAAAUGGAACUAGAAAAUCUCGAGACUCAUAUGGCUGUGGAGUACAGACUGAAAAACAGUGAAGAGCAUAAAAAGUUAAUUACAAAAUUUAAUAAUGCCGACUGCUAGACUGAAACCACAUUCUAAGAGUUAUUACAAUCUGAAAAAUAGAUUGAAUUUUAAAAGAACGAAAUUUAGCUUUUGAAAUUCAAAGAUUAAAGUGAAUUUGAGUAAAAAAAUAGAUAGCUUACUAGAAGAGAACGGGAUCUAGAUAUUAGAGAACGUCUAACAGAGGAAAAAAGAGUUGAAUAUACUUUCAAGUAACGAGAACUAAAUUAGAGGUUAAAGAAUGCCAUAUCAUGGCCACUUAACUGCCUUGAAAAUGAUCAAAUAUUAGGAGAAAAAAUUACAGAUGUAAAGCUAACUCCUGAUCUAUUUAAGGGUAUGAAUCUUGAUGUUGAUAAAAAUUUCAUUGAAUUUAAAAAUAGAGAGGUAAACUAGAAACUUCUCAAAAAUCAUUAAGGAGGAGAACUUUACCUAAAGUUAGAACAACUACUCAAAUAUGAAUUUGUCAUUCUUUAAGAAAGAGUUAAAAAUGGAAUAGUUAAGCAAUACAUGGAAGGUGAGCUAACUCGAAUUGAAAAUGAAAGAUUAGAACUUGGUUCAGAAAGAGAAAAGUAUUCAAUGCUUAUAGAAUAAUAAAGGUAGGUUGAGGAGGAAAAAAAUUACUUAGAAUAAUAAAGGAUUGAAGUAUAAGCACUUCUUGAUAAUCUAAAGAGGUACAUAAACCUUAUUCAAUUCGACUAAAACUAUAUAAAUAACUAAUAAAUAUUCAAUCAGAUGAUGAACAUGAAUGCUGAUAACUUAGGCCAGAGCAAUUAUCCAUUCAGCCAACAUUUUGCUUAAAACUCCUUACAUGGUUCUUAAACAUACAUUAGUAGUCAAAAUAAUAAUAGAGGGUCGGUGUUUGAUAUUGCUAUUCAAAAUAAAUCAUCAAAUAUUCUCAGCCAGGGAAUGAUUUUUGGAUUAUCAAAUCAUUAAAGCUAACUAUCUAAUUAGCCUAGAAUUAUUUUUUCAGAGAGAAUUCAGCAUAUACUUAAUAAUUUUGAGAAACUUGAAUCAAAUAGAAUAUAGAGACAAGAUAAUGUCUUGAAUUAGGAAGAUAAACUCCAAAAUCUUAGAAAAGUAAUCCUAAGGGAAGCUUAUUUCAUAGAUUAAGAAAGGAAGUAUCUCAAUGAGAAAAGUUAACAGAUCACUAAAUCACCUCGAGAUAGAAGCCUGUCUCCUAAUAAUAUUACAAGAGGAGGACAUAGUCAGCAGAGAUCAGUCACUGCAUUUCCUAGUGGAAUGAAAUUUUAAGGAAUGAAUGAAAGUCUAAUGAUGGAUGGCUCCAAGAUUGCUUUUAAUCCUUUGAAUAAUUUUGCUGAUGAGUAUAAAAGUUUGGAUGUUUUUACAGAUGUAGAUGAAGAGAGGAAAAAAAUUAAAGUCUUACAGUAAAGCUUAAUGAUGGAAAACGAAAUGAAUCAAACUUUGAAUAAUUAAUUAAACAAAGAAAUUGAAAGAAUUAAGAAACAUAAUCCUGAUAGUCAGAUUAGCCUUGAACUUGAAGUAUCAGAUGAAGAAAUGAACUCAGUUUUAAAUAAAUUUAGAGAAAAAAAGUAGAAAAAAGAUCUGACUUAAUAGCAAAAAUUUGAGAUUCUACUGAACUCUGUCGAAUCAAUGUCUUAGCAUUUAUUUCUGAAGUCUUCUGAAAAUACAAAAUUUGUUUUCAAUCAAAGCAUAGAAUCCUUAGAUUAGUCUCAUUAAGCUACCUAUUUCUUAAUGGUUUGGAAAAUGCAUACUCUAUAAAAACGAUUGGAAAAUGAUAAAGCAAGAAAAUUGCUAUAAAGUUUAGAUACUAAUACUCUGACAAAAUUAGGAUUAAUGCCUUAAUUUAAAAGAGAAUUCGGAUAAUAAAAACCAAUAAUGGAUUGGUUUGAUGCCUUUUGGUACUAAAAGUCUAGAUAACUGAAUAUCGAGAGUUUCAAGAAAAUGAAUGGAGAGUAGCUGUUUUUGAUCAGUUAGAAUCUUGAAAAUGAACUUGAAAAGUUUUGGAAAUUUAGAUGCUUAAAUGUAAUUAAGAUGGUAAAUUUACAUAUGAGGAGAAGAGCUAGACUGCUGCUUGCAUUUGCCUUUUAAGAAUAUAAGUAUCAGACUAUGAAAAGUAAAGUACAAUUUAUACUUCAAUUGAAAGAGAAUGUUAUUAAUAUUAGUAGACAUCAAAAUAAUACAUUCUAAUCCAUUAAUGUCGGUGCCAAUGAUAGCAUCAAAAAUAUUGGAGGUGAUAAUGAUACUGAUGGCGAAGAUAAUGGUUUCAACUAGAUAAUUGCUCUCGGUACACCUAGGUUAGCAGAUUCAUUAGGAAAUCGUCAAGAAACUAUAGAUAAUAGCAGAGUCUUUGGCGAUACUACUGAAAACAUUCAAAGAAAUACUAGAGUUGAGGGAGGAAUAGAAACUAAUAAUAGCUAAACUUACACAGGAAUCUCUGAUAUUAUUAUGAAUUAAAACAUGUAAAAUAUGAAAAGGAAUGCAAUUCUGACCUAUCUUUUAUUAAGAAAAGGCUCAAAUUAAGAAUAAAGACUAAAAAAUUAUGGAUUAAACAAAUGGAAAAAUUUCAUGAGAGAGGUAGAGAUGUGGUAUAUAAAAAAUGAAAUUAAACGAUUGGUUUCAGAGGUAGAAAAUCUCAAGUUUUAGGAAUAGUUAUUAAGGACGAAUUUCAGAUUACAAAAGAAUGAAUUAGAAUCUAAGGUAAAUGAGCUAAUCACAUUUUGUUUAGGAAAUAAUUAGAAUAAUAACCAGGCUCCUAUUUCUUAUUGA